GUGGCCCAGGUGAUGGGCGUGGCCGGUCGCCAGGUUGACCUGCCCUGCGACAUCAGCACGCAUGACCCGGAGGAUCAGGCCGUGCUGGUUCUGUGGUACAAAAACGACGAGGGCACGCCAAUGUUCAGCUUCGACGCGCGGGGCAACAAGUCAUUCUCGGACCGGUCCGUCGGCAUGGAGCUGAUGCGCGGCACGCGCGCCAUCUUCGUCACGCGGCCGCCGGCGCUGCGACUAGGCAGCGCCGUGCCGCAGGACCAGGGUCUCUACCGCUGCCGGGUCGACUUCAGGAACAAUCCGACGCGCAACCACAGAGUCAACCUGACCAUCAUCAUUCCACCUGACAUCCCGAUCAUUAUACACGACAACCGCCCUGCGACGGGUCGCAUCGGGCCGCUGGCAGAGGACGAGCCGCUCGAGCUCACCUGCCUCUCGCAGGGAGGGCGGCCGGCGCCGCGCGGCCAGGUCACGAACGUGCUGCGCCUGCCGCCGCUGAGCCGACACGACCUGCACGCCCGGCUGGUCUGCGCCGCAGCCAACAGCAACGUCAGCUUGCCGGCCGUCAACGACGUGGUUCUCGAGAUGAACUUUCGGCCACUGAGCGUGGAGAUCCUGGGCUCGCCGCGGACCUCCAUGUCCGCCGGCAAGACGUACGACCUCGUCUGCCGCACGUUCGGGUCGAGGCCGGCAGCCAACCUCACCUGGUGGAUCGACGACAGACGCAUCACAGGAGCCAAACAGGCGGAGUCUGGCGGCGGCAACAUCACGAGCAGCACGCUGCCGCUGCAGCCGCGCGCAGAGGACAACGGUCGCCAGCUCGUGUGCCGAGCCGAGAACAGUCAGGUGGCCGGCGGCUCGCUAGAGCACCGCCGGCAGCUGGCUGUCAGAUUCGCUCCGAUGGUGACGCUGAAACUUGGCUACGCCCUGAACCCGGACGACAUCAAGGAGGGCGCCGACAUCUACUUCGACUGCACGAUCCACGCCAACCCUCCGGUCUACAGCGUGAUCUGGUACCACGACGGCGCGCCGCUGGAACCCAGCGCCGGGGCGGGCGCGGCUGACCGGGUCAGCAUCAGCGAACGCAGCCUGGUGGUGCGCAACGUCAGCAGCAGGGCGGCCGGCGCCUACGUCUGCAAGGCCUCCAACCCGGAGGGCGACGGCGCCAGCCGGCCCGUCCUGCUCAGCGUCAAGUACGCGCCCGUUUGCGUGCAGGGCCAGAAGAGGCGGUACGGCGCGGCCCGCCACGAAGCCGUCCAGGUCACAUGUCAAGUGGACGCCAACCCGCCGGUCGUCACCUACAAAUGGCAGUUCAACAACUCCGUGGAGAUCGUCGAGCUGGCCUACUCUCAGGUGACCUCCCGGGGCCUGGAGAGCCGGGCCACGUACAUACCGAAGACGGAGCGCGACUAUGGCACGCUGCUCUGCCGGGCCGAUAACGAGAUCGGCCGCAUGGUGCUGCCGUGCGCCUUCCAGCUGGUGGCCGCCGGCCGACCGGACCCGCUCCGGAACUGCAGCGUCAUCAACCAGACGUCCGACUCGCUGGAGGUGGAGUGCGCGGCCGGCUUCGACGGCGGUCUGCCGCAGUACUUUGUGGCCGAGCUGUACGACGUGGCGGGCCGGCGGCUGGUGCGCAACCUCACGCGCCCCUUCCCCGACUUCGCGGUGCUGGAGCUGCCGCCGGGGCUGGAGCUGCGGCUCGAGCUGUACGCGGCCAACAGUCGCGGACGCAGCCGAGCCGUCACACUCGAGGGAUUCACGCUCAAGAUGCCCGAGAAGCGCACCUCCAAAGGCGCCGGCGCGCCACCGGAGCAGCCGUUCUCGGUGACGCCGAUCCUGGGCGUGCUGAUCGGUCUGGUCGCCUCCCUCAUCAUCAUCGCCAUCGGCGCCGUCGCCUGCAUCAGGAACAACAGCGGCCGGUCACGGAAGCCGGCCACCCACACGGACCUGGCGGCGCCUUCCGUGCCGGGCAAGGGCGGCGCCGAGCCGGGCCCCCCGCCGGGCCGGGCCGCGACCCAGCCCCCCGCCAAGGGCUGCGACCCGGACGACCCCAACCCGGACGUGGUGCCCAGCCGACACGAUCCUGAAUGUGAAGUGACUGAGGGGACGCUCAUGUUAAACCACCUCGCGGGAGAGAUGAAGAGAAAUAACGUGUCGUCUCCCGACUAUCCCGCAACAAAGCAAAUCAAGUCAAAAUUGUACCAGGACGACGGCAUCCAGUACGCCGAGCUGACGCUGCCCCGCGCGGGUCAGGCGGGCAAGGUGACCCGGGGUCGCGACCCCGACGCGAGCGUCAUCUACGCGUCCAUAGACCACCGGCGGGGCGGCGGUCCGGCGCGGGACACAGUGGUGCGCGCGCCGCUCCUCAACAACGACCAGGAGAGUGUGGUGUGA
This is a messenger RNA of Pollicipes pollicipes, 2388 nucleotides long. RefSeq names its product nephrin. NCBI's taxonomy places the organism in Eukaryota, Metazoa, Arthropoda, Thecostraca, Pollicipedomorpha, Pollicipedidae. Bases 13 to 2388 code for a protein of 791 amino acids. The record is from RefSeq and is a predicted model, not a curated record. Gene Ontology annotation, molecular function: protein binding. The transcript is spliced from 16 exons.